CACAGCUGAUUUCUAGAUUUCAUUUAUCUGCGGCGUGCAAGCCUACUCACUGGUUACGAUAAAAAAGCCCGAAGAGUCAUCGGUGGAAAACUUCGCUUGGACUUUUGAAACUUCUGUCAGUUCUUGCGUGAAGAAACGAAUUAAACUGACUGCUCCAGCCUCACUAAGAUACGCCUUUUGCAAGCUCCUAGCAGAGCUUAAGGAUUUCAGAGCAUCUGUGGUGCAUUUCUUCAAGAUAUCUUUAUUACAUCUGGUGGUGCCCGUGCAUUUUUUCGCAUGAAUCUACUCGAUCCAUACCUGAAAAUGACCGACGAGCAGGACAAGUGUCAUUCUGACGCCCCAAGUCCAAGCAUGUCCGAAGACUCAGCCGGAUCCCCGUGUCCAUCUGGAUCAGGCUCCGACGCUGAAAAUACAAGACCAUCCGACAAUCAUUUAAUGAGACCAGACGGUCCACUUGGAGACUUCAAGAAAGAUGAGGAAGACAAAUUUCCCGUCUGUAUAAGGGAAGCGGUCUCGCAAGUGCUGAAAGGUUACGACUGGACCCUGGUCCCCAUGCCUGUCAGAGUGAAUGGAUCCAGCAAAAACAAACCUCAUGUCAAACGGCCGAUGAAUGCUUUCAUGGUGUGGGCUCAAGCAGCCAGGAGGAAAUUGGCUGAUCAGUACCCGCAUCUGCACAACGCAGAACUCAGCAAAACUCUCGGGAAGCUAUGGAGACUACUCAACGAAGUAGAAAAGCGUCCGUUUGUGGAAGAGGCCGAACGUUUACGCGUGCAGCACAAGAAAGAUCACCCUGACUACAAAUACCAACCGAGACGAAGAAAGUCUGUGAAAAACGGACAGGCCGAUCCUGAGGACGGCGAGCAAACCCACAUCUCUCCUAAUGCCAUAUUCAAAGCUCUGCAGCAAGCCGACUCUCCCGCAUCCAGCAUGGGCGAGGUACAUUCUCCUGGUGACCAUUCAGGCCAGUCCCAGGGUCCUCCAACACCUCCUACAACCCCUAAAACAGACCUCCCAUCCAGCAAAGCUGACUUGAAGCGUGAGGGUCGUCCCUUGCAAGAGGGCACAGGCAAGCAGCUCAACAUAGACUUCCGGGAAGUUGACAUUGGGGAGCUGAGCAGUGACGUCAUCUCAAACAUGGAGCCUUUUGACGUGAAUGAGUUUGACCAGUACCUGCCACCUCACGGCCACCCGGGUGUCCCAGUUGCCAAUCCUGUUCAGGCUUACUCUGGCAACUACAGCCUGAGCAACUCGUCCGUAAACCAGGCACCAGGGGCUGCAGGGCAUGGCUGGAUGUCCAAGCAACAGCAGCAACCACAGCAACAGCAGCAGCAGCAGCAGCAGCAGCACUCUCUGACCACACUAGGUAGUGGUGGGGAGCAGAGCCAAGGUCAACAGAGAACCACCCAGAUAAAAACAGAGCAGCUCAGCCCGAACCACUACAGCGAGCAGCAGGGUUCGCCUCAGCACAUCACCUACGGUUCCUUCAAUCUGCAGCACUACAGCGCUUCCUCUUACCCUUCAAUUGCCCGCACACAGUAUGACUAUCCUGACCACCAGGGCGGCGCCAACUCCUACUAUAGCCAUGCCACUGGCCAGAGCUCCGGUCUCUACUCCACCUUUAGCUACAUGAGUCCCACCCAGAGGCCCAUGUACACCCCCAUUGCUGAUACAGCUGGGGUGCCCUCCAUUCCCCAGACCCACAGUCCACAGCACUGGGAACAACAGCCUGUCUACACCCAGCUUUCCAGGCCUUAGAAUGGGAGGGGGGAGCUUAUAGCACAGACUGUUUUAACACACCCAAGUUAGCCAGAGAAACUCGCACUCUGACAGGCCUGCGGGCCAAUGCACCACGUACAUAGCCAACAGAAAAAAAAAAAAAUAUGACAAGAACUGGACUUUUUAAAAGUACUGAAAAUAUUGGAAUGGCUCACAACAGUGCCUUUUAAAUGCCUGGAGUUGUGAUUAUAUUUUUCUAGAUAUAAUGAAAAGAAAACUCAUUUGAAGAGAAGAAUCCUCUGUGAGGACAU
Messenger RNA from Chanos chanos (milkfish), 2027 nucleotides. Its product is annotated as transcription factor Sox-9-A-like. Gene Ontology annotation, molecular function: DNA-binding transcription factor activity, RNA polymerase II-specific; RNA polymerase II cis-regulatory region sequence-specific DNA binding. Bases 277 to 1755 code for a protein of 492 amino acids. The transcript has 3 exons. Gene Ontology annotation, cellular component: nucleus. Lineage: Eukaryota; Metazoa; Chordata; Actinopteri; Gonorynchiformes; Chanidae. The record is from RefSeq and is a predicted model, not a curated record. Gene Ontology annotation, biological process: negative regulation of transcription by RNA polymerase II; morphogenesis of an epithelium; heart development.